UUCAAAGCCAGUUAGAGACCUUUCACUACCCUCUUUUACAACAGUACUUUUUUGCAAAAGUUAGCAGCAUUACAUGGAGUGCAUCAAUAACCCUACCUCUUGUGAAGGGUCAUCAUCAUCUUCCAAGCACCCCAACAAGAGCAAUAGGGAGAAAAAAGGUGUGAGGAAAAGUAACAAAGGAGGAGGAGGAGGAGUGAGGCUUUCCACUGAUCCACAAAGCGUGGCAGCCAGAGAAAGAAGGCACAGAAUCAGUGACAGGUUCAAGAUCCUUCAGAGCAUGGUCCCUGGUGGGAGCAAGAUGGACACUGUUUCCAUGUUGGAGUGUGCCAUUCACUACGUCAAGUUCCUCCAGACAGAGAUUUUGCUCCACCAAGCAUUGAUAGACUUUGUAGAUGUUGAUCAUCAUGAGUCUCCACUGUUCCUCCCCGCAGAGUAUAAUAAUUUCCCUGAUGAACACUCCAAUAUUUCCCUUCAGCAAAACCCUUCUUCAGUUUCGGUGCAUUCUCAUCAUCAUCAGCAGAGUUUACCACAGCUACCACUGUCACAGUGCUACUUUCAAGGUGAAGAAGAUUUUAACACCUUUGAUGCCAUCAUGCCACCAUGAAAUAUUUUGGCCAGCUUAGUGUAUUGUCUUGUUUACAUGACUUAUGUGAAUGUGAUGUUCAGUUCUUUAUUUAGUAAUGUAGUGUUAAUAUAGUAUUAGCUGUGAACUUGUAAUGGUUAAACUGCUACAUCUUAUGUGAGUCACUUAGCAGUAUUAAUGUGUAGAUCAUGCAUGUGAUUUAGUUCUUGCAUGUUAGUGUCUUUCUCUAUUUUCACAAGUACUCGCUAUUCUUAGGUCAU
Molecule: messenger RNA, 843 nt
Organism: Glycine soja
Lineage: Eukaryota; Viridiplantae; Streptophyta; Magnoliopsida; Fabales; Fabaceae
Product: transcription factor bHLH140-like
Exons: 1
Coding region: 74-604 (176 amino acids)
Biological process (GO): regulation of DNA-templated transcription
Molecular function (GO): DNA-binding transcription factor activity; protein dimerization activity
Source: RefSeq, a predicted model, not a curated record